Seminavis robusta is the source of this 1575-nucleotide messenger RNA. The record is from the annotation of a GenBank genome assembly. Lineage: Eukaryota; Bacillariophyta; Bacillariophyceae; Naviculales; Naviculaceae.
AUGACGAUAAAGGUACCAGCAUUCAAGAGCCCUUCCGCCUUGGCGGUACUCCUGCUGUUGAUAAGUGUGGGAACGCUACAGGCCUCCAAUAGCAGCAGUCUGGAUAUUGAUAAUAAUGUUACCCAAUUCGAGUGCGACGCCAAUCAAACCGUUACCAAGUCACAAGCCCAAUUCGUCUUUGAAGGUCGCAAUGAUUUCUUGGGGAGCAGGGAACGUACAGUGUUGGCAAAUGUCUUUGUGGAAAUCUACAACAAAAUCACGGAAGAUUUAUGCGACAGUUAUUUUCGACGAUUGGAGCGUCUCGACUUUCUCAGCAUGUCCAACUUUCUGAAUGAGACGGUGACUUAUUUGGAUGAAGAUCUGUUGGAAGCGCUGGACGGUGGAGAAGGCCCGCCCAUGGGUGGUCCUCCAUCGGCUCAAAACGAUUCAUCCUUACCUCGCGAUGGACCACUUUCUGAUGGGCCACUUCCUGAUGGCCCUUUGCCGGAUGGGCCACUUCCCGAUGGCCCUCUACCGGAUGAUGGACCGCUUCCAGAUUGCCCGCCUCCUGGUGGGCUUCCUGAUGGACUUCCUGAUGGACUUCCUGAUGGGCUACCGGAUGGGCUUCCUGACGGGCUACCGGAUGGACUUCCUACUGGACUUCCGGAUGGACCACCUCCUGAUAGACCGCCACUGGAUUGCCUGCCACUGCCUGAUGGGCUGCCUGAUGGGCCUCCACCAGGGCCACCAGGAGGUGGAGGUGGAGGUCCGCCAGGUCUACCCCCGGGCCCUUUUGGGAGACGACAAUUAACAGAGACGACAACAACAACUACGGAUACGAGUGCGGUCAACGAAACGAGCACGGAAGGAAUGGAAGUCAUCUUUGAGGUGUCUGGAAGUUGCAGGGGUUGCCCUCGGUCGGAUGUGGGGACUUUUGCUCUUUUUGAUGAUUCUUUUCGUAUUCGCUUUCGAGUUCUCGAGGAACAUGAAGUUGCUGCCAAGCAUCAUCAUCUCCGCCAAUUGCAGUUCCCACCAUUGCCACCCAUGCCACCUGGUGCGGGAUCAACAACCGAAGAAGAAGAAGAAGAAGAGGAACAAGGCCCACCAGCGGGUGGUCCCCCCGGGGACGGGCCUCCUGCGGAUGGAAUGCCAGAAGAUGCUCCAAUGCAAAAUGGGCCACCUCCCUUUUUGACAGAUACCAACUCUUCGGAUUGCACGUGCGCUGCAGGGCUGCAGCCAGAAAUGCCCGCUGCACCGUCCGUGGAUAACCUUUUGGAGUUCCUCGGUGAACGGCUGCGGAGGUUGCAAACACAACAAGGGCUCUUUGAAAAUAUUGCUUUGGUGGAUAUUGUGCAGUUGGGCAUUGACGAAGCAAUAAUCACCUCGGGAGGCGCUGUUGCUCAAGAUUCAGGCGAUCGCUCAUCAUCAGAGCCUGAAAGUACUACCAAAUCCGCUACUGAUACUACUACUGUUCCAAAGUUGAAAGGCAAUGCUUCGCCCGAUUCUUUAGCCUACUCGAGCGCCAGGAAAAUGCUCUCCUUGGCAUUGCAGCUAUUCAUUGGAUCUGUCGCAGCAUUAUCGGUCGGGAUACUGUAA